AUGGUAAAAGCCCAGAUUCGGAAGAUGGAUGAGUUGGUGACACCGUUUUUCAAACUGUGCAUAUCCACGGCUAUCAUUGAUUUGAGUAUUCUAUUUGCCAAUUAUUUUGGGGCAAUGUUUCCAAAAAUGGGAUAUUUCACCAGUUUUUAUUUGAAUCUGGAUUACAUCUAUGCUCAUAUUUAUUUAUAUAUUGCCUGGAGUACUGGAAUUUGUCAAGCAAUGUCUGUAUCUGUACUGGCAACUAACCGAUUAUCAGCUAUGAUAUUACCACAGAGUUAUAAGAAAAUGUGGCAAUCCCAGAGACUUUGGAUAGCCAUUGCUAUUCAAUUCGUUCCAGGAAUGCUAGUUGGAAUAUUGACAUUUUUCAACAAGACUCAAUUGGUGGUGAACAAUGAAAAUGGUUUGAUACCACAGUUUAUGAAUAAAGCAAUGACGACUAUAUUCUUCUCAAUUGGUGGAUUCUUCCUUCUCUCAAAUUGCAUUUAUCUCAUUGUUGCUUACUGCUAUCUUUUCAUUAUUCUCCAUAAAAGAAAUACAAAACUGAAUGGAUUCUCCGGAAACGUUUCUCUAUCGAAAGAGAAAAUUCGAAAAAGAGAACGGAGACUCUUCAUAAUGUGCUCUAUUAUCGUAAAACCGUUCUCGUCUGAGAAGAAAGAUCAGGAACAGGAUGUUGGAAAUUGA
Messenger RNA from Caenorhabditis remanei, 681 nucleotides. RefSeq lists its product as uncharacterized. Lineage: Eukaryota; Metazoa; Nematoda; Chromadorea; Rhabditida; Rhabditidae. The record is from RefSeq and is a predicted model, not a curated record. The transcript is spliced from 5 exons. The coding region runs from base 1 to 681 and encodes 226 amino acids.